Molecule: messenger RNA, 3075 nt
Organism: Phaeoacremonium minimum UCRPA7
Lineage: Eukaryota; Fungi; Ascomycota; Sordariomycetes; Togniniales; Togniniaceae
Product: putative plasma membrane h+-atpase pma1 protein
Exons: 3
Coding region: 1-3075 (1024 amino acids)
Biological process (GO): proton export across plasma membrane; regulation of intracellular pH
Cellular component (GO): plasma membrane
Molecular function (GO): ATP hydrolysis activity; ATP binding; P-type proton-exporting transporter activity
Source: RefSeq, a predicted model, not a curated record
AUGGCUCCCAACUUCAAAAAAGUCAUGGCGUUCGGCAAGCACCGAUCGUUCCAGGCUCCCAUGCCUCUUAAUACAGAGGAGCCUGAACAUGAUCUGGAAUCUGGCAACUUCUUAAGUGAAACCCAGAGAACGGACGCUCCAAUUGCAGACCCAAAGCCUCCCGGUGGCGACAACCCAUACCUAGACGAAUACCGAGCGCUCACACGGUAUAUCGACACCUACCGGGAUGCCAAUGCGGAAACGGAGGGGGAGGAGGAGUUUGUAGAGCAGAAGAAAGGCCCGUGGUGGAAGUUCGGAGCUGGCAAGGCUGUGAAAGCGAGCCUGAGCGACUUCGUAACUCCCACGGAUUGGCUCAACACAGACAUCAGAGAUGGUCUGGAUGCCAUGGAGGUGGAAAGAAGACGUAAGAGAUCAGGAUGGAAUGAACUGUCGGCCGAGAAGGAGAACAUGUUCCUAAAGUUCGUUGGCUUCUUCCAAGGCCCCAUCCUCUACGUCAUGGAGGCCGCUGCUAUUCUUGCUUUUGGCCUUCGCGAUUGGGUAGAUGCCGGCGUCAUCUGCGCAAUUCUGCUUCUCAACGCCAUUGUCGGUUGGUACCAGGAAAAGCAAGCUGCAGACGUCGUGGCUAGCUUGAAAGGUGAUAUCUCCAUGAAAGCUCGUGUUAUCCGCAACGGCUCGGAACAGGAGAUCAAAGCCCGAGAGCUCGUACCCGGCGACAUUAUCAUCAUCGAAGAAGGCCAUGUGGUCGCUGCUGAUGCUCGACUGAUCUGCGAGUAUGAGACAGGCCUCGAAGGCUUCAACCAGUAUCGUGCUGAACUUCUGGCUCAAGAUGUCACGUCUCCAAGGAACGAGAAGUUCGAGGAAGACGGUGAAGACGGAGUUCCACACAUCGGACAUGCCAUUGUCGCUAUUGAUCAAUCUGCUAUCACGGGAGAGUCUCUGGCUGUCGACAAGUAUAUGACCGAUACCGUUUAUUACACUACUGGCUGCAAGCGCGGUAAGGCAUAUGCUAUCGUCACCCAUGGUGCCCAGGCUUCGUUCGUGGGCAAGACUGCUUCGCUUGUUCAAGGUGCUAAGGACCAGGGCCACUUCAAGGCUAUCAUGAACUCUAUUGGCACUUCUCUUUUAGUCCUCGUCGUCCUCUUCAUGCUCGCAGCUUGGAUUGGUGGGUUCUACCGACAUCUCAAAAUUGCUACCCCUGAGGACAGUUCUGUGAAUCUGCUUCACUACGCUCUCAUCCUCCUCAUCAUCGGCGUUCCCGUCGGUUUACCCGUGGUUACUACCACAACGCUGGCCGUCGGUGCUGCUUACCUCGCAAAGGAGAAGGCUAUUGUCCAGAAGUUGACCGCUAUCGAGUCGCUUGCUGGCGUCGACAUUCUGUGCUCUGAUAAGACAGGUACCCUUACUGCCAACCAGCUCUCCGUCCGCGAGCCUUUUGUCAUGGAGGGAGUUGACAUCAACUGGAUGAUGGCUGUCGCUGCCCUUGCAUCCAGCCACAACAUCAAGGCUUUGGAUCCUAUCGAUAAAAUCACUAUCCUUACGCUCAAGCGCUAUCCUAAGGCAAAGGAGAUGAUUGCUGAAGGUUGGAAGACUGAGAAGUUCAUACCGUUUGACCCAGUUUCCAAGAGAAUCACCUCUGUCUGCACCUUCCAAGGCGUCCGCUAUGAGUGCUGCAAGGGUGCUCCUAAGGCAGUUCUCGCAAUCAGCAAUUGCACAGAGGAACAAGCUGCGCUCUUCAAGGAGAAGGCUACUGAGUUCGCUCGUCGUGGAUUCCGCUCUCUGGCUGUGGCUGUUCGUGAGGACAAUGGCCCAUGGCAACUGCUUGGCAUGCUCUCCCUGUUCGAUCCUCCUCGUUCUGAUACUGCUCAGACCAUCGCUGAGGCUCAAGCUCUUGGCCUUCAGGUUAAGAUGCUUACCGGUGAUGCCAUUGCUAUUGCCAAGGAGACCUGCCGUAUGCUUGCGCUUGGUACAAAGGUGUACAACUCUGAUAAGCUCCUACAUAGCGAUAUGGCUGGUAGUGCUAUCCACGAUCUCUGCGAGCGUGCCGAUGGUUUCGCGGAAGUGUUCCCGGAACAUAAGUACCAAGUCGUUGAGAUGCUCCAGCAACGCGGCCAUCUCACUGCUAUGACUGGAGACGGAGUGAACGACGCACCUAGUUUGAAGAAGUCUGACUGUGGUAUUGCUGUUGAAGGUGCUACUGAGGCUGCUCAGGCUGCUGCCGAUAUCGUGUUCCUCGCCCCGGGUCUCAGCACCAUUGUCUCUGCUAUCAAGAUCUCUCGUCAAAUUUUCCAACGUAUGAAGGCGUACAUUCAGUACCGUAUCGCUCUCUGCUUGCAUCUCGAGCUUUACCUCGUUACCUCAAUGAUCAUCAUCAACGAGACUAUCCGAGUCGACCUCAUUGUUUUCCUUGCUCUAUUCGCCGAUCUCGCAACCAUCGCUGUUGCCUACGAUAACGCUCAUUACGAACGCCGUCCCGUGGAAUGGCAACUUCCCAAGAUCUGGAUCAUUUCCAUCGUACUCGGCUUCCUCCUCGCCAUCGGCACCUGGGUUCUGCGUGGUACUUUGUGGCUGCCCAACGGUGGCAUCAUUCAGAACUAUGGCAGCAUCCAGGGAAUGCUCUUCCUCCAAGUCUCCCUCACUGAGAACUGGCUCAUCUUUGUCACCCGUGGCUUUAAUACCUUCCCCUCAUGGCAGCUCAUCGGCGCCAUCUUCGGUGUUGAUGCUCUCGCGACGCUGUUCUGUGUCUUUGGCUGGUUCACUGGCGGUGCUGGUGAACCCUCCAGCCCGGCCUCGAUUGCGGACAAGCUCUCCAAGAACGGAAGGACUGAUAUCGUCACUAUCGUCGUCAUCUGGUGUUAUAGCAUUGCGGUGUGCAUUGUCAUUGCUAUCGUGUAUCACAUCAUGACGAACAUGCAGUCUCUCAACGAUCUCGGCCGCAAGAAGCGCUCUGCUCAAGACACCAUCAUGGAGAACAUUAUGACCCACUUGAGCAAGGUUGCCAUUGAGCACGAGCACGAUGACAAGGGUGCCAACAGAUACUACCUGGCGACGAAGCAGGUAGUUGAGGAAGAGGAUUAG